ACCAUCUAUUUUAGCGACAUCGUAGAUUUUAACGAAAUUGUGAUGAACUGUUCGCCGAUAAAAAUCAUCGACAUACUCAACUCUUUGUAUAAUUUACUGGACACUAUCAUUGACUGCUACGAUGUAUACAAGGUGGAGACAAUUGGAAGCGUGUACAUGGUUGUGAGUGGAGUUCCAGUAAGAAAUGGACAGCGUCAUGUUUUCGAAGUGGCUAACAUGUGUCUGGAUAUCCUUCAAAAAAUUAAGGAGCUGGAUUUUGAACGAGAUCAUGUUAAAAUCAAAUUAAAAAUCGGGAUCAAUACAGGUUGUUCUUGCGUGGCCGGCAUAGUAGGCAACAAAAUGCCUAGGUACUGCCUCUUUGGUGACAGUAUCAACACCGCUUCACGUAUGCAGUCGACUGGAGCAGGUACAUUUUGA
Molecule: messenger RNA, 417 nt
Organism: Helobdella robusta
Lineage: Eukaryota; Metazoa; Annelida; Clitellata; Rhynchobdellida; Glossiphoniidae
Exons: 3
Biological process (GO): receptor guanylyl cyclase signaling pathway; cGMP biosynthetic process; intracellular signal transduction
Molecular function (GO): guanylate cyclase activity; peptide receptor activity
Source: RefSeq, a predicted model, not a curated record